CGACCAUGUCUCUUUCUUCAGAGUAGUAUCAUGCUGUUAUCACGGAAUCAUGGACUUUUGGUCUCGUCUAAUUGGCGGCUCCCGUUCGUUGUCUACUAAAAGCUUUCGGGCGACGUCUCCUACAGAGCGAUUGGCGGCGUUCAAGCGGACGUGCAAUACUCUACAGCAAAUAUGGCGCUCAACCAACACCCCCUCGGGCGACCAGUCUGCGACAACCCAUGCGCGCAACUCCGUCGACCGGCUGAUCUCCGUGCUCAGCGAUGAAUCCCGCGGUCCUGCUCCCCAUCCGUGCCUCGCCUACGCCUCCUCUUCCCAGAUUUUCGUGACGGUCACCAAACUCGCCCUGUCUUCCUACGAUGAUGCCAUGCUGCGUUCCGCAACCGUGUUCUUCAACACCCUGAUUGAUUCCGAAGUCGACGGCGUGGUAGAUAACAGACUUUUCGCACGCGCCCUGGUGGAUCUCGUUCGCCGCGCAGACAAGAGCUCGGAGGACGUCGAGGGGAGGCUCGUCGAGCUGCUAUUCGGCGUCGCCAACAAUAUUCGCUUGCAGCCGGACAUCCUCCCGGCCUGGUUCGCGCCGCGGGGGGAGGAAGACGGCGAGCGGCAGAAUUCAAGCGGGGCCGAGUUUGCCGGUGCGACGAGAAAGGAUGAUUUCCCGUUGUUCUAUCUCCUGGUGGAAUAUGUCCAUCAUGCUGGCCGGGCGGGUGAUUUUGCCCGCACCGGGCUGCUGUAUCUCAUCGAGACGGCAUCUCGAUCCAACGCCUUGGAAAGAUGGUUGAUUGAUAGUGAUCUGGCGACGUUGAUGGCAACGGGCCUGGGUGCGCUUUAUAGUCAGCUGGGAAGUUUGACCUUCACCGAAACGCCGGAGGAAAAGGUCCCGGCUAUCAUCGCGUUGUCAGACCAUGGAAACCAAUACACGGCCCUUCCGCCGUCGCUGGGUGUGACGAUGGACUCGUUCAUGUCGUACCUCCUGUUUUGGCAAGAUACUAUCGAUCAUUGCAAGUCUGCCGAGGUCAAUGGUACACUGCUGGAUCAUUUCCAGGUCUUGUUCCUCGAACAGCUUCUAUACCCAUCUCUACUGGAGUCGUCGGACGUCCAAGGAGGCUCCACAGCUGCGGUCCUUACAUACUUGUAUCGUAUUCUAGAGUCGAUAGAUCAGGAUGACCUGGUGCAUCGAAUCCUUCACUUCUUGCUGGCCUCCCCAACGGGAUUCGAGUCGACGCCGGUGGGUAAAGGCGUGGAUAUGUCCGUCAGUCGACGGAAAUCAUUGGACGUCUUGGCUGCCUUCUCCGAGGAAGCGGCACGACCAUCGCCAUCCCUGUUCAAUCUGAGAGAUUUGGCAUUACUUGGAAUGCAAUCUGCGAACCGCCAAACCGUUCUGGCCACACUUCGAUUAAUGGCAGUCGUUCUCCAAAGACAUCACACCUUUGCUCGAUCUCUUAUCCGGACUAUUCCCGGUCAGCCCGCCAAGCAGCGCACGGUUGGCGCCCUCAACGCAGAACUACGACAAUUCUUAGGGAUGGCGACGUCCAUUCUCGACGAGCCUACGUUGGACGACUCUUUCGAGAACUAUCUGAAGGACGCCUCCUUGAUCGUGGAAUCUCACCUGUGCCUCCCACCAGCCGAGGAUGACGACCCGGAGGAGGACAUUCCUUUCGAAAUCAAACAGGAUGACCCCAUUGUGGAGGAGCUGUUGAACUGUCUGGACAACUUUUUCACCAACAGUGUCAUCGUCAAUCUGGCUUUAACGGAGGUUCUCAUGAGUAUUGCGUCUUCGCACCUCCUCUCCUUGGAUGGCUGGCUGCUCGUGGAUCCUGCCAAAUACAAAUAUGGCCAUCAGGACACGGAAAAUGAACAGACGAAUGUUUUGGACCAGAUUCAAUUGGCCUACGAAGAGCCUGCAUGGUCCAAAUCCGACACCCCAACCCUGACGGGCGUGUUGAAGGGCCUUGUGAAGAAGCUUCAUCAAUGGCGCAAAGAUAUACCGGACUUUGACAUACUCGUCGCAGCCCGGCGAGACCUGCUUCACCAUGGAGACAAGCCGGCGACAACCUCCAGCGGGGCCCCGCGGCAUUCUAUGCCCCCGACCGAUCGAGCCGUGCGAAGUGCACCAUUAGAUGACCUCGGAUCGCCUCGUGGCAGAUCAUCGCGGCCUCUGGCCCAACACAGCGUCGGAUCUUCCCCACGACGCGCCACGGUGGGAGCUCCUCCAGUAGGCUAUUCCGACCACUCCCCGCCAUCUCGUGACUCUUCGGCGUCCCGGGUGACUGCGGCGGAGGAACUCCGCAAACGACUCGCGCAGCCCUUCCAUCUCGACCAGCCAAACAAGACGAGCUCGCCAGAGGAGCAGGCACCUGAUCAAGAAGAGGAGACGCAGGCGGAGGGAGAGGAAGACAAGGACGAGAGCGCAAUCGCCGACGAGGAGCCCCAGGUGUCUACCCUCGGACACGUGCUCACCAACGUUGUGAUCUUGUACGAGUUUCUUCUAGAGGUUUCGGCCAUGGUGCAGGCACGCGGCACUUUGUUUGACGAGGCAGGGUUUCCGCACAUGGAGUAUUAGCCUGAUGGAUUUCUCGUGGGCAGGUACCUGCAUGGAUAUUCGGUUGUAUGUAUGACUUUCGUUGUGAAAUUGUUUGUAGAUUUAUUGUUUAUAUACCUAUCAAUUAUUGUUUAACUGUACUGAA
Messenger RNA from Aspergillus steynii IBT 23096, 2684 nucleotides. RefSeq lists its product as uncharacterized. The record is from RefSeq and is a predicted model, not a curated record. NCBI's taxonomy places the organism in Eukaryota, Fungi, Ascomycota, Eurotiomycetes, Eurotiales, Aspergillaceae. The coding region runs from base 50 to 2560 and encodes 836 amino acids. The transcript has 5 exons.